AAUAGCAAAAUAUAUAUAUAUAUAUAUAUAUUAUGUUUUUAACAAAAACCAAACAUUGGCCUGAAAAAAAAUAGUAAAAGAACAGUCGCAAAGUAUCCUCAACUUCAAGAAAACUUCAAGAAAGAGAAAAUCAAUUAGUUGCCUCAGUGAUACUUCCUUAGCUGCAAGAAAGAGCUAUAACGGAAAUGGGUUGGUCAUCCUCUUGUUGCUGCAAUCUUUUCCCCACAAGCUCUCAUAUUCUUGGGGCUAGGGACUUGUCCAAGCUGUUGAAGAACCCCAAGCUUCCUCUUCGGAGUCAGCGGCAAAAGAGAGAACAGCAUGGGACCCAAAAGACAACAAAAGUUCUUGCCUACCAUGGCCUGCAAAAACCACCUUAUAAACUUGAUGCACUAGAACCAUAUAUGAGCCAAAGGACACUUGAGAUGCACUGGGGAGAGCAUCAUCGUCUUUAUGUGGAAGGUCUGAACAAACAACUUGAAAAGAAUGACAUACUGUAUGGCCACACCAUGGAUGAACUUGUCAAAGUGACAUAUAACAAUGGGAAUCCAUUACCAGAAUUUAAUAACGCUGCCCAGGUUUGGAAUCAUGACUUCUUUUGGGAAUCGAUGCAACCAGGAGGUGGUAACAUGCCCAUAAUGGGUCUUCUUCAGCAGAUUGAAAAGGAUUUUGCUUCUUUUAAUAACUUCAAAGAGAAGUUCAUAGAAGCAGCCCUCACAUUAUUUGGCUCUGGCUGGGUUUGGCUUGUAUUGAAGAGAAGUGAGAAACGACUUGAAGUGGUUAGAACAUCAAAUGCCGUCAGCCCUCUUGUGUGGGAUGACAUUCCCAUUAUCAGUUUGGAUAUGUGGGAACAUGCUUAUUAUUUGGAUUAUAAGAACGACAAAGGUAGGUACGUUAAUGUCUUCAUGAACCACCUUGUGUCUUGGAAUGCGGCAAUGGGACGCAUGGCUCGUGCACAGGCAUUUGUGAAUUUAGGCGAACCCAAAAUUCCUAUUGCUUGAAAUGCUUCUCUCUCUCUCUCUCUCUCUCUACACAAGCAUGAGGUGUCUCAAAUCUGAACACUCAUAAAAUUCACGUCUUUCGCAAGUCAUACGUGACCUUAUCAGUAUAAGUGUUUGAGUAUGAAACAAAGAAGCUCCCAUGCAUAGCCUGGCAACCAAUCUCCAACUACCUUAAAUGCCCCACUAAAGCUGCUGUAGUAUUUGUAGCAAAAAUCAGAGAAUCCUUGUUAUACAUGUUUUGAGGCUUAUUCAUGUUAGAUUUGUCGUUUAAACUAUGUACUCGCACAUUUUCUAAUUAAUUUAAUUUUUGUAUGCUUUGGUGUCAUGUGGAUUGUAUUUGUCUAUUACAAAUUUGGAGUGAGAAAAGUUAUGUAUGGCAUGUAGACGAACAAAUGAUCACUUGUAUUUUGUUGUUUUGUGAUUGUUGGGUUUGUACUUUUUGUAUGCUUGUGGUAAUGUAUUGUUAGGUUUUCUUAAA
Camellia sinensis is the source of this 1476-nucleotide messenger RNA. RefSeq names its product superoxide dismutase [Fe] 3, chloroplastic. Gene Ontology annotation, cellular component: chloroplast nucleoid. Gene Ontology annotation, biological process: superoxide metabolic process. Lineage: Eukaryota; Viridiplantae; Streptophyta; Magnoliopsida; Ericales; Theaceae. Gene Ontology annotation, molecular function: metal ion binding; superoxide dismutase activity. The record is from RefSeq and is a predicted model, not a curated record.